ACAAGCACUUUUUCUUCAAACAUAUUUGUUUCUAAUAAACCCUCUUUGUGUUUGCAGUAAUGGCGAGGCGAGAUUUGGUGCCUACAAUUAGGACCAACCCACUGUUGAGUGACAAGUCGAAGAAUCCUAAACCUCCUACAACCACCCCUGGAAUUCAGAGUCAUUUGAAUGAUCAUGAGAGUGAGAAACAGAAAAUGAGUCAUGAUGAACUGGAUCAUCACAACCCUGCAGUUCGGCCUCUUACGGGUGCAGCUCUGCCUCUGUCAGCAGGCAGAGGUCAUUUGAUGAAGGGUGAUCGCCACAUUUCAACUGAUGAUAUUGGUUUGAAUAGGCAAAUUCUGGGAACACAUGCUCCAGAUCAUGAAGAUCUUGACGUGAAGCCCAUUCUUUCCAUCAUAGAGGAUAUCUUGCUUCGUGGCAAAUCUCUUGAAACCGUGCAUGGAGAUCAAGUUCCAGCACAUUCAGAAUCAUAUGAGGAGAAGUCCUUCCGAAAUGCUUACCAUGACUCGGAGAUGGUUAAAAUGUUGGCAUAUCCCAUAACCAAAAUUACGAAUGAGAUAAUUUGCAAAUGUGGCGCUGGAGGAGAAGCACAUUCAGUAGCCAUUGGACUCCUUGAGACACUGUCAAACUACGGGUGGGAUGCCAAGGCGGUCAUUACGUUUGCUGCUUUUUCUGUCAGCUACGGUGAAUUUUGGUUGGUUGAGAACCUUCGCGUGAUGAAUCCGCUUGCCAGGGAUAUUGCAGCCCUGAAGGAUAUACCAGAAACAAUGGAGCAGAAAGAAGAAAUGAACAAGAAGUUUCAAGCUAUUGUUAAUCUUUUACGCGCUGUACUGAACGUGACUCACAUCAUUAUAAAGUUCAAGGAGCUCCCCACUCAAUAUGUGAACAGGGAUUCACCAGAAAUGAAAACUGCAACAGUUCACAUUCCGACGGCUAUUUAUUGGAUCAUAAGGGGCAUUUUGGCUUGUGCUUCAGUACUUCUGAACCUUAUUGGCAGUGGUCAUGAGUUCAUUACCUCAACUGCUGAGUCCUGGGAGUUAUUAAGUCUAGCUAGUAAGCUCUCCCACAUGUCUGAGCACCUGCAGGAUCAACUGAACAAAUUGAAUGAUUUUAUUGAUAGACAGUACCAAAAAAGGGAAUUUGAUGACAUGGUUAAUGCCUUUAAGGCAUCUCAUAUCGACAACAUGAAGAUAUUGAAGAUGAUUAUUCGUGCCGGAGAAAAUCAAAUGCCGAUAUUUGAUGGGACUAGACGGAUAAAUGAACGCCUCGAGGUAUUGAGAAUGAAGUAUGUCCUGCUACUAGUUUCCGACCUUGACCUUCCCCAUGAAGAGCUCAACAUUCUCCAUAUGAUUUACAACCAACAGUCGACGAGGCACGAGUACGAGGUUCUAUGGUUACCCCUUGUUGACCAGGCAAUGUCAAUGGGCCCAACACAGGAGAGACAAUUUCUCGAUCUUCGCAGCUCUAUGCCAUGGUAUUCUGUGGAUCAUCCUUCGUUGGUUAAUCCAGUAGCCAUUAGGUACGCUCGGGAGAUUUGGAAUUUCAGCCACAUGCCUAUGCUCGUUGUCUUGGAUCCGCAAGGAAGAGUGGCGAACGUCAAUGCUUUACCCAUGAUGUGGAUUUGGGCAAGUGUUGCCUUCCCUUUCACUAAAGAAAGGGAAUUGGGACUAUGGAGAGAGAGUAACUGGGAUAUCGAGUUACUAGCAGACACCAUUGAUCCACGUCUCCAGGAAUGGAUAAAGGAUGACAAAACUAUAUGCUUGUAUGGUGGAGAGGACAUUGAAUGGAUUCGGCGAUUCACAACUACUAUGCGAAACAUUGCAACCACAUUGCGAGUUCCCUUGGAAAUGAUUUAUGUGGGAAAGAGCAAUCCGAAGGACAAAGUAAGAAGAUGCCAUGAAAUCAUUGACAGGGAGAAACUUAGCCACAUUUUUCCAUUGAAGGACUUUUAUGAUUAUGUUUGGUACUUCUGGGUGAGGCUGGCGAGCAUGUGGAACUCCAAAAUUCAACAUGGCAUGACCGUUGAGACUGAUAAAAUAAUGCAGGAAAUCUUUACAAUGCUAACGUAUGACGGCAGUGAACAAGGAUGGGCUGUUUUCAGCAAGGGCAUAUAUAACAUGACUAAAGGAAAAGGUGACAUUUUGCUUACAGUACUCGACAACUUUAGACAAUGGCAAGAAAAAGUGGAUCACCCUGAUAAGUUUGUGCCUGUACUGGACGCGGAGAUCAGUGGUGUCCACCUCGAACACCACUGCAACCGUCUCAUUCUGCCGGGGCAAACUGGAUACAUCCCAGAGAGGGUGGUUUGCUCCGAAUGUGGACGUACUAUGGACAAGUAUGUCAUGUACCGUUGCUGCACCGACUAAUCUGAGCUACUAUUACUACUACUGUUAUUAAGGCUUUUGCUGCCAUUAUAUAUUUCAAAAUAAACUUUUAUCUUCUAUAUUUUCAUGGCUUUGCCUUCUCAACCUAGAUGAUAUGUUGCUUGUAAGAGAGAGUGAAUAAAAGUGUGGAACUCUUUAUGAAAGAAUUUGAAAUUAGCUUGGGAAUUCAAGCAUA
Messenger RNA from Olea europaea var. sylvestris, 2559 nucleotides. RefSeq names its product protein SIEVE ELEMENT OCCLUSION B-like. The transcript has 7 exons. The record is from RefSeq and is a predicted model, not a curated record. The coding region runs from base 60 to 2366 and encodes 768 amino acids. Gene Ontology annotation, biological process: phloem development. Lineage: Eukaryota; Viridiplantae; Streptophyta; Magnoliopsida; Lamiales; Oleaceae.